Messenger RNA from Triticum aestivum (bread wheat), 1668 nucleotides. RefSeq names its product disease resistance protein TAO1-like. Gene Ontology annotation, molecular function: protein binding. NCBI's taxonomy places the organism in Eukaryota, Viridiplantae, Streptophyta, Magnoliopsida, Poales, Poaceae. Bases 1 to 1668 code for a protein of 555 amino acids. The record is from RefSeq and is a predicted model, not a curated record. The transcript has 3 exons.
AUGCCGGUAUUGAUCCCAGCCAUCGCGGUGCUGUUGUAUGUGGGGGAGCGCACUACUGCGACUGGCGUCUUCAUCGACAGACCGCAUGCCAGUGGAAAAGAGAGUGCAACAUUGUUCACUAUGCACAAUCUGCUGCAUGACUUCGCGAAAGAGUUUCUAAAUAGUUUCACAUACUGUCUAGCCAUCAAUUAUCAUGGGAAACCUGAUGAAAAGUACGAUAGCAAUCUAAGGGCGAUGCGUUGUGUCGGUUGUAGAGAACUGGAGAUUACGGGCGACUUAUUUUCACGUAAUAAGGGGCUACGUGUCCUGGAACUAACGGAGAGCUCCGUCCUGAAGCUACCGUACUCCAUCUGGCAACUGAAGCACCUGGGGUAUCUUAAGAUAUCAGAAUUCUCUGGACUAGUAACUCUGCCCGAGUCAUUGGGGGAUCUAACAAAUCUGCUCCACAUCGACUUAUCAGGCUGCUCCGGGCUACUGAACCUACCAAAGUCGUUUGGGAAGCUAAUCCGUUUGGUUCAUGUCAACUUGUCAGGCUGCUCUGGGCUCGCAGCUCUCCCAGAAUCAUUUGAGGAUCUCGUCAACUUGUUGCAUAUCAAUCUAUCAGGUUGCCAUCGUCUGUCAGAGAUUCUGGAAGUGUUGCGGAAGCUCGACAAACUGGUGCACCUGGAUUUAUCAUUCUGGUCUUGUUUUGAAGGGAUUGGGAAAUGCCUUGCUGGUCUCACCAAUCUGGAGCAUUUAAACCUGUCAAAUCCUUGCUGUCAUCUUGCUCAACACCGCUCCCAUCUCCAAGAGCUAAAGGAUGCCGUGGCCAAGCUCACCAAACUCCGGUAUCUGAACUUGUCAAUGUGCCUGAAUCCUAUCUUUUACCACCACAAAUCGCAAGACGAAAGUCUUCAGUUCAUUACAGAUUGUGUAAAAGGCAUCUCCUCCAUAGAGCAUUUGGACCUGUCUCAUAACACAUUUCUUUUUGGUCUACCUGAAAGUCUAGGUGACCUCAACAGGCUACAUACACUGAACCUCUCAGGCUGCAUUAGACUGAAGAAGGUAGCUGCAAUGAAGUCUCUCAAGUUCUUAUCUCUGUGGAACUGCCAGGGCCUAGAAAGUUGCAGCUUUGUGGUUUGGGUCGAUGAAGAUGCACCAUAUAUCAGCACCAACAUUGUUCAGCUGGAGGGUGUAAGCUGCCAAGAGCUGCAGAUAAGCUGCCUUGAGAAUGUCAGGUCUAGAGUGGAAGCACAGAGAAUCAAAUUGGUGGAGAAACAAAAGCUUCAAAAGUUGAAGCUUUCUUGGACUUUGGACUCUCACAGAUCAGUGGAGGACAGUGCUUUGUUAGGGGAACUAGUACCACCACAUACAGUGCAGUGCCUUGAGGUAAAUGGUUACAGCGGCACAUGUCUCCCGGAGUACUUUGGUGACCUCACCUCUCUCCAGGAACUCAAGAUCGUCAGCUGCAAGCAGCUCAAAUCGUUGCCGGAUACAAUGCAAAAACUCACCGGCCUCAAGGAUCUGUGUAUUUUUGACUGUCCGGAAUUGGAGAAGUGGUGUCAGGUUGAGGAGAACAAGAAAAUGCUGGCGCACAUCCCCAACAAAAAUUACGAGGAACCUGCUAGUACUAGCAGGCAGGAGAUUGAGGAGGACGACAGAUCGGGCAACGAGGUGGAGGCGGCGUAG